GACCAACCCGGUCUAUUAAUAGUUCGCCGACGUAAGUAUCUUUGUCGCCGGUUCAGCGUCGACUACGCGCGAUUCGGCCGCAAAAUCCGCCGAUAUACAGUCCGCGCGCGCGCCCGUCGCCCCGAAGACGUCGGAGUCCGCGAUGCAGCUGACACCUCCGUCCGUCGCGGAGGUCUGCCAGUGGACGACUCGCGGCGCGGAUGAAUCAGGAGCUGCCAGUUAAGUGCGAGGCCCGAAAAAGCGAGAGGAGAGGAGAGGACGUUUCCUACGGAGAAACGUCUAUCCGGCGGACAUAAACGUCGUCCGCGAGACUUCUCCGAUUGCUCCGCCGCGAUUUUUGGCGUUCGCGUAUAAGGGAGGCUGGAGGGAACUGAAAACCGCGUUUCGGGCGAAUCUAAAUAAAGAACUAUGCAACGUGGCGGCUGAGGCGGGGCGCGGCGGCUCGGGAUACGCGAGAGAGUGAGCAAGAAUGGUACAGCGAGCCGCAUGCAGCAACGAGACGAGCGCAUCCCUCAAUGGCGUACCGAGCGGCGAGCGCAAAGGAGGAACGUCCGGCGUCGUCGUCGAGGCGGACGCGGUGGUAGCGCGCGGCGCAGUCGCUGGUGAACCGACUUUAACACGCGGCAGCGGCGGAAGCGGAAGCGGCAGGUUCUCCCUGUUCAGGUGGUUCAAGCGAAAUCGCGAUUCAACCGUGGAGAAACGACGGCGAAGGGGCGCGAGGCCGGACGACGACGACGAUGGCGUCGUCCGACGACGUAGCAGCGUCUACUCCAGCGCGGAGAGCGUAGACACCUUCUACAGCACCACCACGGUUCGCAGCUUCGCGUUUCACACGGGCACCCUGGGCCGUUGCGACGCGCUGUCUCUGGACAUACUGAGGCAAGCGGCCGAGGUAGGUCCGUUCGCCGCCGGAGCCUCCAAGGUGUACCUCGGUAAGGAGAACAACGCGCUGUCGAGCGUCGCCUGCACGCUACCGAUCAACGUGCACUCUCGAAGACGAGACAUCACCACCAGGUACUCGCUGCAACCUACGACCUUCAGCUCGUGCGGCAACUUUCUGACGACCGAGAGGGGCCUGUCGGACUCGUCGGGGAGGCUCGAUGGAGGCGCGAGUAUCAACGGAUCCGCGCGGCGACGGGUCCACGUGAAGGGAAAACGGAGAGCGCCCAACCCUCCCGGCGCGGCGAAGAUCGCGGGGGUUGAUGUACGCGAGACGCCGCCGGCGAGAAACAGCAACAGACGAAAACGACGGGCACCGCGACCUCCUGAACAGUCCAAGCUCGACACCGAUGGCGACGGCAUGGAGAUAGAAGAGCGAAAGGCUGCCGACGAGGGACAGUCGAUCAGCAACGACACGCUGAUCCUUCAGGGUGGUAUGUUGCUGUCGAAGAAGGAGGUCUGCGGCAGUCCGAAGGCCGCGAGGAGCAACGAGAGCGACGCGGGGGUGUCCGGCGCGACGAUCCUUCAGGAAAGAGCGCAGAGCCCCGCUGGUACUCUGAACAUGCCUCGGCCCUGGUACAAGCGCAGCGUUUUCGAGCACUCUCGCGACUCCGGAUCGUCCAAGAGAGGCGCCGUCUUUCGCAGCCCUGCCGAAAUGAGGGAGGAGUACGUCGGGACGAAUGUAAAUUCCUCCCCGAGUUACUCCGUCGACGCUUCUCUGUCGAGACUGAAUUUUUUCCAUCGCGGCGAGCGGCAGAGCGACGACAGGAAACGGCAGGAGGCCAAACGAAGAUCCGGCUUGUCCAUCCUGACGAACAUUAGCGAGCUGGACAAGGAAGCGGCGGCGAUCGUGCAGGAGGAGCAGGCGCGGACGCGGGCGUCGAUGUUGCUGAAGACCUCGAGGUUUGCCGACGAGUUCGACAGGAGGGACGCCGUCAACGAGGAACUCGUUCAGGACAUGGUCACCUCGGCGAUCGAGAGCUCGUCGCCUAGGCGAGGCACGCGCGCGUUAAUCUCCAAAUUCAAUGCCAUCAGCAACAUCACGAAGGUCACGGUCAACGCCAAUUUCUUUGCCAAAAGGGAUCAGCCGGGUUAUAAGCUGGAUCGCGACGCAACGAGAAACAGCAAGUUCGAGCAGGUCGGAGAUUGGAGGAGUCAGAGGUUCUCGGUCCAGCAAGAUCUCGGCCAAAGCGUCCGCGUUGACAAAGAUAUCUCCAGGUACUUCCUGCCGCAGCAGAGAUCGUCGAGGAAUAAAACCGAAGCGGACGUAAAGUCAGUGGACAUCAAAAUCACCUCUGGCAAAGAGCAGAAUGAUCAGCUGAUGAAGGACGCGUCCAGCAGAAUAUCGUUCUUACAAAGUCAGCUCGCCGCAAAUCGCUCGAGUGAGCCUGUAACUGCUCAGAAGGAUAUCGCGUUUCCGGAAGAAAAGAUUAGAUCGCAAGAAAUGGCGAGAGAAAUGAAGGACAAGGAAUCGCCGAGACUGAGCAACGAAACGAGGAGAAAAUUCCUACUUUCCCGCGCUCGUAAUUUAGCCGAGGGCAGGGAGAACGCGUUAGAUCCCUUCAGAGAAAAGGCGGAGGGGGUGCAGAGGGAAUUUUCGGACAUUUUCGACGAGAUCGACCGACAGCUGCGUUCUAGACAGUUCAAGCUCAUCGAGCGGAGACCAGCGGCCGAAUCUGACAGUGUCGGUGCCAAAGUUCCGGAGGACGAAGCCGUAUCGAGCAAAGUGGCUAAAGUGCUCGAUAUCCUCGUGGAAGCCGAGAAGGAUGGCAAAACGAGACCGGUGAUACAGCCGGAAAGAUCGAUGCGAGACAAGGGAACGUCGGGUCUGAUUGAUUCCGGCCGGAAGGCCAAGUCCAGCAAGACAAAAGUAACCGCUCUCAAUACCGUCGAGGACCCAAUUACCGCGGAUUUGAAGGAGAUGCUGAAGGAGAUGAAGCACUCGUUACCGAAGCGGCCCAGGUCGAAGAAGGCUCUGUCAAACGACGGCGAUGUUCUCGAAAAGGUUGAGAAGCGCUCGCCUGUACCUAGAAACAAGACCUCCUACGCUGCCUCGGCGACGACAACGUCGAACGAUUACGAGACGGAUAAGCAGAAGGUAUCCUCGUCGGCGCAAACCAGUGGAAACAUCCGUAGAUUGAAUCAGCCUUCUACUUCCGCCGAGCGACCGUCUACGUCUGCGGGAUGGAAGCACGAGAACGUGCUCUACAGAACUUCUGGCAGAGGUUCGGUCCUUGUGAAGAAUACUUUCCAACUGAUACGACCGCGCGAUUUCGCCGAGAUAGAAGCUAUGAAGACCACGAAGGAGGUGCGCAAGGAAAACACUUAUGCCAAUGUGAUAGAACCGUCGCUGUACGCCAAUACUCACGUUCCACCCGUAUCGCCGAAGCAACGAGCGGAUCCGUCGACGUCGAAGGAUACUUCGCAUAGUAAUCAGCCCGAGGAGCAGCCCAAUAUCACAAACGAGAGUAAAAUCAUGUUGAACAAUGAUGAGCUUGCGAAUAAAGACGAUAAUUCAACAGCGAAGAACAUGAAUACCCUGGCCAUAAAUCGAUUACUAAGAAAGCUGGAAGGGGCCAUCGCGUCGGGCCAUCAUCAGCAAGCGGCGGGAUUAGCGAAGGAAUUGGCAAGGCUCAAAAUCCAUUGUUCGGUGAUACGACAGCGUUCGGCGGCAUGUUUGAAGGAUCAGUCGAUUAAAGUCAAUAUGUAUAUCGAAGACAAACUCGCUCACCAAGGACCGAUACCACUUCAGCUGCCGACGAGAAUGACGGUGGCCGAGCUGAAGACAAAGAUACAUACGGAGUUCGAGAUACCCGCGAACGUGCAGCGAUGGAUCAUUGGAAAAAACUUGGCUGAUGACGACGGGGCGACCCUCGACGGGCUACACGCAGUGGACGGCUCGCCGGUGUUUCUUUAUCUCGUAGCGCCCGAACUGCACGCCGACAAUACAGCGCAAGCGAGCAAGCCGCAGCGAACAGAGGAGAUGGCAGAGGAGAUUCCCGAGGAGUCGCCACGAGAUCCGCCAAUGGAAGUCUCGCAAACGAUCGAAGAAAAGCAAGACGCUGAGGAGACUGACGAAAUAACAUCGACAACAAUCGAGAAUCAGGAAGAGACAGCGGAGACAGAGAUGUCGGAAGGUGUCAAGAUAGGACGAUACGAGGAACUGAUAUCGCUGGAGAACUGGGACGUCAUCCCGAACUCCGAGCCAAUCGAGUGCCCAAUAUGCUUCGUUACAUACGGCCCGCGCGAAGGUGUAAUUCUGAGGGAUUGUUUACACAUGUUCUGCAGGCCAUGUAUCGCCAAUACGAUCGCUUAUUGCGAAGAAGCCGAGGUGAAAUGCCCGUACAGAGACCCCGACUAUACGUGCGAAUCGACUCUUCAAGAACGCGAGAUCAAGGCGCUCGUCGAGCCGGAAGUUUAUCAGCAGCACCUCGCCAAGUCGAUCGCGCAGGCGGAGAACAAUGCUGGAAACAAGGCUUUCCACUGCAAGACACCGGACUGUCCCGGUUGGUGCAUCUACGACGACGACGUGAACAAUUUCCUGUGUCCUGUAUGCGAAGCCAACAAUUGUCUCACCUGUCAGGUCGUUCAUACUGGAAAGAAUUGCAAACAGUAUCAGCAAGAAUUGCAACUUUCGAAAGAGACCGACCAGGAAUCUAAAAGGACAGCGGCGAUGCUCAAAGAAAUGGUCGAAAGAGGGGAGGCACUUGCGUGUCCCACGUGUGCCGUUGUUCUUAUGAAGAAAUGGGGUUGCGAUUGGCUGGUUUGCUCAAUGUGCAAAACGGAGAUAUGUUGGGUAACCAGAGGACCGCGUUGGGGCCCAGGAGGUAAAGGAGACAUAUCCGGCGGUUGCAGAUGCGGUGAGAACGGAGUAAAGUGUCACCCCCGUUGCAAUUACUGCCACUAAAGAAUUACAACUGCCACAACAAUGAGAGCACGCCAAGUUUACAGUGAUAACAAGGUCUCCUAGAAAUGCUUUAGAAAUUAUUACCCAUAUUGACACAUAAUAAUUUACAGAACCGAUGUGACGUACGAAGAUCUUUUAUACGUGCGUUUAGCACAAGCUCGAACCCCGGUAAAUCGGUACGAAACAGGAAUUAUACGCUGCUUGCUCAAUAAUUGUACUCUCAUUGCGGCACUGUCCUUGAUAGGAUUGAAAGUGAUACUCUAAUAAAAAGGAGGAACACGCUUAA
Molecule: messenger RNA, 5132 nt
Organism: Vollenhovia emeryi
Lineage: Eukaryota; Metazoa; Arthropoda; Insecta; Hymenoptera; Formicidae
Exons: 9
Coding region: 470-4846 (1458 amino acids)
Biological process (GO): proteasome-mediated ubiquitin-dependent protein catabolic process; protein linear polyubiquitination
Cellular component (GO): LUBAC complex
Molecular function (GO): ubiquitin-protein transferase activity; ubiquitin binding
Source: RefSeq, a predicted model, not a curated record